Messenger RNA from Ctenopharyngodon idella (grass carp), 7723 nucleotides. Its product is annotated as dedicator of cytokinesis protein 7-like. Gene Ontology annotation, biological process: positive regulation of GTPase activity; small GTPase-mediated signal transduction. NCBI's taxonomy places the organism in Eukaryota, Metazoa, Chordata, Actinopteri, Cypriniformes, Xenocyprididae. The transcript is spliced from 50 exons. Gene Ontology annotation, cellular component: cytosol. Gene Ontology annotation, molecular function: guanyl-nucleotide exchange factor activity. The record is from RefSeq and is a predicted model, not a curated record. The coding region runs from base 128 to 6472 and encodes 2114 amino acids.
UCGCCCCCAGACCGCGAGGAGGCGCUAUUAUGCGCCAAAGUGACACAAGGAAGCUAAUAACUCCACUCCACAAUAAUAUUACCAAAGUACAGGGAAACUGUAAAGGAGCUCUCCCUGUUCAGAUGGGAUGGCAACUCUAACCAGCGAAAGGAGGGCUUUUGCGCACAAGAUUAACAGGACAGUAGCGUCUGAGGUCAGGAAGCAAGUUUCCCGGGAAUAUGGCUCUCCGCAGCUGUCCAAAAAACGUGCUGGAGCUCAUCAACCGGUGCCUCUGACGGAGGUGGUGGAGCCAGUGGACUAUGAAGAGUAUGUUAGCAGCCAUCCACCAGGAGCAGAGGCCGGACCCCUCAGACAGCUGCUGGAGUUCCCCAGCGAUGACCUGGAGCUGCUGUUGCAGGAGAGAGAGUGUGCUACCAUAGAGCCGGCAGUCCCUGAGGAGGACUCGCUGGACCCCAGAGUGAGGGAUGCCUUGGGGGUCUACACCGAUGACUGGCUCAUCAUCCAGAGGAAGUAUCAACGAUACAGCACGACACAGACGCCUCAUAACUCUGAGCGGCAGCGGGAGAAGCAGAAAGGACUCAUCAAACAGACCUUUGAGCUGGACGAGGCAGCCGUUGAUCGUCAGGAUGAGCAGGAUGACUCCAAGAGGCACUCGGUGUCGCUGGAUGAGACACCACGUGGGAGCUGGGCCUCCAGUAUAUUUGACCUGAAAAACUCCACACCUGAUGCGCUGCUGCCUUCUGUGCUGGAGCGCACGGCUGCGGAGGACAUGGACCGCCGCAACGCUGAGAACCGCCAGCAGUGCCGCCACACAGAUCUGCUGGGACUUUACCCUGCACCGGAUGAGGACGAGGCCGUCGAGAGGUGUGCCGUCCCAGAGGUGCCCAAAGAGCACACCGGCCAGAAGAUUAUGGUCAAGUGUUUGUCGCUCAAAUUUGAGAUUGAAAUCGAGCCAAUAUUUGGAUCACUGGCUCUGUAUGAUGUCAGAGAAAAGAAAAAGAUUUCGGAGGAUUUUCACUUUGACCUGAAUUCGGAUCAGAUAAAGGGCCUGCUCCGACCCCACAACCCCCACGUAGCCAUCUCCACCCUGGCCCGGUCUGCUAUCUUCUCCAUCACAUACCCAUCUCCUGACAUCUUCCUAGUCAUUAAGCUGGAGAAAGUCCUUCAACAGGGAGAUAUCGGCGAAUGCUGUGAGCCGUACAUGGUAAUGAAGGAAUCUGACUCCACUAAGCAUAAGGAAAAGCUGGAGAAGUUGAGGGCUCAGGCUGAGCAGAUGUGCUCUAGGCUGGGCCGUUUCCGGAUGCCCUUUGCCUGGACUGCAAUUCAUCUGCUGAACAUCGUCAGCAGCGUUGGAGGGAUGGACCGCUCAGAUUCAGACUCAGACACGGAGCGUAAGGGGACGUGGAAUGAGAGGAAGAAGAAAGGUUUUGAGAGAAUGAGUGUAGGAGAGGACAUGUGCAACUUCACUAACUUCCGCCCAGCCACUCUCACGGUCACCAAUUUCUUCAAACAGGAGGGGGACAGACUGAGUGAUGAAGACUUAUAUAAGUACUUGGCAGACAUGAGGAGGCCGUCAUCUGUCCUGCGUCGACUCAGACCUGUGACUGCUCAGUUGAAGAUAGACAUCUCCCCGGCUCCAGAGGCCCCUCACUACUGUCUGUCUCCAGAGCUGCUUCAUGUGAAGCCUUAUCCUGACCCACGUGUGCGACCCACCAAAGAGGUGCUGGAGUUUCCCGCUCGCUACGUUUACACCCCUCACACUACCUACAGGAACCUGUUGUACAUUUACCCUCAGACUGUCAACUUCAGUAGCCGUCAGGGUUCGGUGAGGAACAUUGCAGUGAAGGUGCAGUUCAUGGCAGGAGAGGAUCCCAGCCAGGCCAUGCCUGUCAUCUUUGGAAAGUCAAGCUGUGCAGAGUUUUACAAGGAGGCGUACACCCCAGUGAUCUACCAUAACAAGUCCCCAGAGUUCUACGAGGAGGUAAAGAUGAAGAUUCCCGCCAACCUCACCGACAACCACCACCUGCUCUUCACCUUCUAUCACAUCAGCUGCCAGCCCAAGCAGAAUACCCCCUUGGAGACGCCCGUGGGCUACACGUGGAUCCCCCUCAUGCAGCACGGCCGCCUGCGCACCGGCUCCUUCAGUCUGCCUGUCUCUGUGGAGAAACCUCCACCCAGCUACUCAGUCCUCACUCCUGAUGUGCAGCUACCAGGAAUGAAAUGGGUGGACAACCACAAAGGAGUCUUUAAUGUAGAAGUGAGGGCAGCCUCCUCAGUUCACACACAGGAUCCACACCUGGAUAAGUUCUUCACACUUGUGUAUGUUCUGGAGGAAUACUCGUUCCCUUUUCGGCUGAAGGAUGUUAUAAUCACAGAGUCGAAUGUGGAGGCGGAGCUGAAGGCCAGCAUGGCUGCUCUUAAGGGGGCACUGCUGGACACUUGCGUGCGCUUCCUGCAUCAACUGAUGAGCAAAUUGAUACUGCUAAUUGUACAUCCUCCUGUUAUAGCAGGACAGAUCGUAAAUCUUGGCCGAGCUGCCUUUGAAGCCAUGGCCCUGCUGGUAAACCAGAUCCAUAAGAACUUGGAGGGAAACCAGGACCAUCAUGGUCGUAACAAUCUGCUGUCCUCCUACAUUCACUACUGCUUCCACCUGCCUACAACUGAGCCUGUAUCUCCCCCUGCUGUGGGAGCCGCAUCAUAUGAGCUCCCCAUCCAGUAUGCCACGCUCUCUAGGGCAAUGGCAAGACCCAGUAGCCUGCUUCUGUCCCGCUCCAAGAGCAUUAGUAACUCAAACCCUGACCUGGCUUCUACACCAGCCACCCCUGAUGAGGAGGUGCAGAGAAUCAUUGGCAGCAAGGGAAUAGACCGCUCACAUUCCUGGGUAAACUCUGCUUACGCUCCAGGGGGCUCAAGGGCUGUGCUCCGUCGGAACCCCAACUCCAGCUGUGAGCUCAAGCAGGCCAGUGAGCGUGCCUGUAAUCGCAUGUCUGCCUUCAUCGAGACUUCCUCCAUUCUCUCUCCUCCCUCCAGGCAGAUCGCCAAGAAGUUACUUCAUGAAGAGUUGGCUCUACAGUGGGUGGUGAGCACCAGUACCGUGAGAGAGGCAUCUCUACAGCAGGCCUGGUUUUUCUUCCAGCUCAUGGUGAAGAGCAUGUCCCAUCAUCUGUUCCUGUCCUCACGCCUGGACAUGCCCCGACGCCAGCGCUUCCCAGACCGCUUUGUGGAUGACAUUGCUGCCUUAGUGUGUGCCAUCAGCGCAGACAUAGCCAGCAGAUAUCAGAAGGAUGUCGAGCUUGUGGAGAGGUUAAACAGCAGCUUGGCCUUUUUCCUCAAUGACCUGCUGUCUCUCAUGGACAGAGGCUUUGUUUUCAACCUCAUCCGCUCAUAUUAUAAACAGAUUAAUAAUAAGCUCCACACAGCUCAGAACCCCAGCUCUCUGACAGCGCUGAGGAUGGACUUCAUUCGGAUCAUCUGCAGUCAUGAGCACUACGUCACCUUGAACCUGCCCUGUGCCACCCUCAGUCCCCCCGCGUCCCCCUCGCCCUCCACAUCCUCCACCACCUCUCAGAGCUCAGCGUUCUCCUGUCAUGUUCAGGAUCAGGGUGUGGUCAGCAUGUUCGAACUGUCGGUGCCGUUCCGCCAGCAGCAUUUUCUAUCUGGCCUUCUGUUGGCUGAACUGUCACUCAUCCUUGAGCCAGACGGAGAGGGUGUGUUCUUCCUACACAAGAAGGCCAUUAGUGCGCUGCAUUCUCUGCUGUGCAGUCACGACGCGGACCCCCGCUACACAGACCCCCAGGUCCGCUCGCACAUCGCCCAGCUCUACCUGCCACUCAUCCCCAUCGUCAUGGAGACACUGCCCCUUCUCCACGACUUCACCGACAUGUCCCCACAGCGUGUACGUCACGCCUCGGCGCUCGUCGACGAUAACGACCCAGACAACGGCACCAUCAGCCAGUCUGUUGCCAUGGCGAUAGCUGGCUCACCACUCCCCCAUUCCAAAGCCAACCCUUUCACUCUGCCAUCAGUGGCGGGCCGUCAGUGUAGCGCCCUCUCUGCAGAGUGCAGCAGGACACUGCUGGUGUGUUUCCUAUGGGUGUUGAAAAAUGCAGACGCAGGACUGUUGGAGCGAUGGGUGUCAGACCUGUCUGUGCCACAGAUCAACCGCUUGCUUGAUCUUCUUCAUCUCUGUCUGUCCUGUUUCGAAUACAAGGGGAAGAAGACCCUGGAGAGGAUCAACAGUCUGACCUUUAAAAAGUCUCAGGACAUGAAGGCCCGUCUGGAGGAGGCCAUACUCGGGACCAUCGGAGCAAGACAGGAGAUGGUCCGCCGCUGCAGAGAGCGGAGUCCUUACGGAGGUCAGGAGAAUGUCCGCUGGAGGAAAAACGUCACUCACUGGAGACAGAACGCAGACAGAGUGGACAAAACCAAGGCAGAGGUGGAGCAGGAGUCGGUAGUGGAUGGAAACUUGGCAACAGAAGCUGCUCUCAUAGCCCUGGACACACUGGAGAUCAUCGUCAAAACGGUGGUGAUGUCAGAGCUAAAGGAGAGUGUGUUAGGUGGUGUGCUGAGAGCCCUUCUCCACAGUAUGGCAGGAAACCAGAGCGCCCUCUUCCUGCAGCACUGCUUCAGCACACAGAGAGCUUUGGUCUAUAAGUUCCCAGAGAUGUUGUUUGAGGAGGACACUGAGCUCUGUGCAGAUCUGUGUUUGCGGUUACUGCGUCACUGCAGCAGCAGCGUGAGCUCUGUACGCAGCCACGCCAGCGCCUCCCUCUACCUGCUCAUGAGACAGAACUUUGAGAUUGGCAACAAUUUUGCCCGUGUGAAGAUGCAGGUCACCAUGUCUCUGUCUUCACUCGUGGGAACCUCUCAGACCUUCAACGAAGAGCAUUUGCGGCGCUCUUUGAAAACUAUUCUCACGUAUGCCGAGGAUGACCUGGAGCUCAGAGAUUCCCCCUUCCCCGAGCAGGUACAGGAUCUCGUCUUCAACCUCCACAUGAUUCUCACUGACACUGUGAAGAUGAAGGAGCACCAGCAGGACCCAGAGAUGCUCUUAGACCUCAUGUACAGGAUUGCUAAGGGCUAUCAGAACUCUCCAGAUCUGAGACUCACCUGGCUGCAGAACAUGGCAGGGAAACACUCGGAGAGAGGGAACCACGCGGAGGCAGCACACUGCCUGGUGCAUAGCGCCGCCCUGGUGGCAGAAUACCUCAACAUGCUUGAAGAUUGCCGCUACCUCCCCAUUGGUUGUGUGUCCUUCCAGAGUAUUUCAUCCAAUGUGCUGGAGGAGUCGGCGGUGUCUGAUGAUAUCCUGUCCCCAGAAGAGGAGGGCAUCUGUUCAGGGAAGUACUUCAGUGAGUCUGGGCUCGUGGGACUUCUGGAGCAAGCAGCUGCCUCGUUCAACAUGGCUGCCAUGUACGAGGCCAUAAAUGAGGUUUAUAAGAUCCUCUGUCCUAUUCACGAGGCCAACAGAGACUUUAAGAAGCUCGCCUCCGUCCAUGGCAAACUGCAGGACGCCUUCAACAAAGUAUACAAUCAGAGCUCGGGAUGGGAGAGGAUGUUUGGAACCUACUUCCGUGUUGGCUUCUACGGAUGCCGCUUUGGAGAUCUGGAUGAGCAGGAGUUUGUCUAUAAAGAGCCUUCUAUCACCAAACUGGCUGAGAUCUCGCAUAGACUGGAGGAAUUUUACUCUGAACGAUUUGGUGAUGACGUGGUGGUGAUCAUCAAGGACUCCAACCCUGUUGACAAGACCAAACUGGACCCCAAUAAGGCAUUCCUUCAGAUCACAUAUGUGGAACCUUUCUUCGACACUUACGAGCUGAAGGAGCGCAUCACAUACUUUGACAAGAACUAUAACCUGCGCACAUUCAUGUACUGUACGCCGUUCACGCUGGACGGUCGGGCCCACGGUGACCUGCAUGAGCAGUACAAACGCAAGACCAUCCUCACUACCUCCCACGCCUUCCCCUACAUCAAGACCCGCAUCAAUGUCAUCCACAAAGAGGAGAUCAUUCUGAUGCCGAUGGAGGUGGCGAUUGAGGAUAUGCAGAAGAAAACACAGGAACUGGCCUUUGCCACCCAUCAGGACCCUGCAGACCCAAAGAUGCUCCAGAUGGUGCUUCAGGGUAGUGUUGGCACCACUGUUAAUCAGGGUCCACUGGAGGUGGCUCAGGUCUUCCUGUCUGAAAUUCCUGAGGACCCCAAACUCUUCCGCCAUCACAAUAAACUGCGCCUCUGCUUCAAAGACUUCACUAAAAGGUGUGAGGAUGCUCUGAGGAAGAACAAGUCUCUGAUCGGUUCAGAUCAGAAGGAAUACCACCGAGAGAUGGAGCGGAACUACACUAAACUGAGAGAAGCUCUGUUUCCCCUUAUCAACCGGAAAAUCCCUCAGCUCUAUAGACCACUGCCUCUGCCAACCACACCAACACAGAGGAAUUCUCUCAGUCGGUCCAGUUUUCGGCGGGUGGAGUGCUGAGGUGUGGCGGAGCUGAGCGCGGGUGGAUGUAAAGCCAGACGUGAACUGCCGCUCCAUCAUUUAACCCCCCCAACCGCACACUAACACACACUGCGCAUUCCUCUCUCAGGCACAAGCCCUCCUGAGCCAGCCUCUCUCCUCUGUUUACUCUGAGAGGUUAUCUGAUGUAAACAGAGUCAUUAUGAUCUUCAUGGGCACAGCAGCAUAACUGCUCAAAGUAGCCAUCAGUAGAGAAAAAUUAGCUUCUUGCUCAACUUCGGAGGUAAUUUUAGGUUUCAACCACCACACGGCAUUCAGAUGCUCCUCUGCACUUCCUCCUUUUGUUUGUUUGUGCUGUCUUUCUCAUCUUGUGCGCUUGUGUGAGUGUGAGAAAGAGGGCAACUAUAUGAGCCACAGUCCUUCCAGGCGUUUGUGAGUGUGUGAAUGUGUUGCCACAUAAACCUUGUAGUGCUGUCUGAUUUAUCUGCUUGCACUCAGUGGAUUAAAGCGUUUGUGAAAUCUCUAUGUCUUUUCUAAGACUAACCACUGACAGGCUGAGCCCAGAGACUAGCUCACUCGGAGAAGACGCGUUCAGUCUGUCACAACUGUUUUUAAAACUAAUUCUGCUGUUGGCUCAAGCACUGAUGUUGAUAAGCAAAGAAAAGCUAGAUUUGUUUCAAGACUGUAGAAUGUAUAGUGGAGAUCCCUGGAUGCGUGUCCCUUUAGGUAACAGAAGAAGAGGAGGGAAGCAUAAGACAUUAAUAUAGUCAUUAACUGUGGAAAAAGUUCCACAGCGCACUAACAAAAGAGCACACUAAAGUUCUGCACUGACUGCUAUGAAUUUUGACUGCCACUGCUCCACCGAAUCCUACUUUCAGACACGAAGGCAUUUCAAUGUUCAUGUUAUUGUAAAUGCACAUUAAUGUAAUGUAUACUGACCACGUUAUGCACAAGUAUGUAAACUGGAAAAAGGAGAAUGAUUUAGAUGUUUCCAUUUUGUGAAAAUACUGGAUGAAAUGGUUUUUGAAUGUAGAUAUUGUUCUGAACUAGCAAUACUUUCACCUUUCUACUAUAGUUGAACUGCUGUAAUAUCCAUCUUGCACUAUUUUAUUGUUUGUGUGACCUCUACUGCCUGUCUCGACACUAUACUGUGCAAAUUGCUGAUCUAAAUACUGUAUUUUUAAUUACCAAAAUGUUUUUUUUUAUUUAUUUGUAUGCUUCUUUUUUUCUUUUCCAAUUUUACUUUUUUGUAUUAAAAGAAAUUUCUCCUAA